Tetrahymena thermophila SB210 is the source of this 5895-nucleotide messenger RNA. Its product is annotated as REJ domain protein. Gene Ontology annotation, biological process: cell adhesion. Gene Ontology annotation, molecular function: carbohydrate binding. Lineage: Eukaryota; Ciliophora; Oligohymenophorea; Hymenostomatida; Tetrahymenidae. The transcript has 4 exons. The record is from RefSeq and is a predicted model, not a curated record.
AUGUUGAUAAUUUUAUAUGUUUAUCUCUUCUUGGGGAUUUUGAGUCUAGCCAAAAGUCUUGACUACAUCAAAAUGCCUUAAGUGGAAAUCAAUCAGCUUAAUUUACUCACAGAUUAAGUUUUAUCAUUAGUUAAUCCUAAAUCUGCUUAGUCAAAGAGUUUCACUUUUAAUUUUGGAGUAGAAUUCACAAAUGUGCCUCAAAUACUAUUUAGUGUGACUCAUGCAGAUUUGUAAUUAAAUCCCGUAGCAUCUGUCAGCUUUUUAGUAACUUUAGACUCAAUCAGCACGACUUCAUUUAGCAUUACUGUUUCAAAGAUAAAUGAUGAAAUAUUAAAAGGACUUCAUGUAUAAUAUUUAGCUAUUAACAAUUAAAAUGCUUAUGUAAUAAAUGUAAAAUUUGACUUUUAUACAUUACAACAAAACAAAUCUAAUGGUUGGAUUAAAGCAUAAAAAACAUAUAAUUAUUAAAGAAGUAAUUUUGAUUAAAGUUAGUGGGAAGUAAGUAUAACUGUCUUUAUCAAAGGAGUUGAUAAAGUAAUGGAACCUAAAUCGAAAUUAUCAACUUAAUUUUUUCACGGGGUAUAUCAAGUAGUAUAAUCAACAAAUAGCUUUGAUAUCAUUUUUAAUUCACCUGACACAUAAAAUGCAAGAGACUAACAUUUUAUUUAUUUUAAUUAUCUUGAAUUCUAUAAGAGAAAAAAUAAUAACUAUUUCAGCAUACAAACAUAAGUAGACGACUCUUCCAAUCCUACUAAUUCAACCAAUCCAUUAUUUAACAACGCUACUCCAGGUAAUAGAACAAGUAUAACACCAAUAUACAAUGUUAAUGUUAAUAAUCUCAAGGCUAUUAUGUAUGGAUUAUCUGGUUUUAAAGUAAGAUAUGACAAUUUUUUUAGACUUGAAUUGACAGGUCCAUAACUAAAUUAUGAUCCUGUAUAAUAAUAAUAUUAAUUUUACUAUUAAUACAAUACCUGGUUCAACACAUAAAUACUUUUUGUUCAAAGCUAAUUUGUAGUAUUAUCUUAAAUAAACUGCAAUCAAAAUAAUACUCUCUUUUUAGAUGAUUUGCAAUCUUGUGUUUCUAAAUGCGCUCUAGGUUAUUAUUAAACAACCACUAACGAUCCUGUUUUAGGAACUAUUAAUUAUUGUGGAAAAUGUGACCCUUCGUGUAUAUAUUGCUCUGGUAGAAGUAUUAGCGAUUGUUUACGUUGUCCUUAAGGUUAAUAUUUUUAUAAUGCAAUAUGCCAUGAUAAUUGUCCAAAUGGAUAUUUAAAAAAUAUCUAAACUUAAAAUUGUGAUACUUGUUCAGAUUAUGACAAUCCAGACUGCUUUUCUUGUAAUAAAAAUUGCUUUUAAUGUGAUUUAUCUGAUGCAAAUUUUUGCACAAGCUGUAAUACUCAAACAAAAUAUUUGGAUUCAGAUAAUACUUGUAAAUGUUUAAAUCAAAAAGAUCAAAGAAAUAAUUUUUUUUAAUGCAGCUACAACGAUAAUGCUGUUACAAAUUAUUUUCUAAGUGAAACUCCAAGAUAGUUAGUAGUUGAUUUUGGCUUUCCUAUUUAAAGCUUAUCAAAAUAUUCUAAUACUCCUUAAGCUUUAUGCGAGUAUAUAUUUACCCCAAAAGCUGUUGAUGCUAUGGGACCUAAUCCUGACUGUUCUAUUUAAUAAAAUUACAUUGUUGUAAAUUUAGAUGAUUCAUCUACUCUUACAGGACCAUAAAUUUAAUUUUAGUAGCCAAAAUUGUAGUUUGUGAAUGCAAUAUCUCCAAUUUCUUAAUAUUACAUUUUCAGAUCAACUUAAAACUUUUGUCUAAACAGUACAGUUAAUUUCUUAUACAAUCCAAUAUAAAGUACUUGCGACCCUCUGACAAUUCAGUUUAAAAAUAUUACAGGAGAUGAAGGAAGAAUUUUUGUAAGCUUUAAUUGGACUUUAAUUUAAAUUAAUGGUACUAUAAGUGAUUAAGAGUUAUAAAGAAUAAAUUAAGUUUUAUAAUAAGCUAACACUAACAACAGCACUUCUUUAGAAAUAAGUCCAAGUCUCCUACCACCUAAUAUAAAUAUUAAACUAUAAUUUAACUUUUAAUUAAGAAAGAAUUGUUAAAAAUAAACAUUAAUAGACAUAUUUUAUUAGCAAAAAAAAUUCAUCAUAACAAACUACUUAUAGUCAGUAUAUCCUCCAAUUUACAGAUAUAUGAGUUUGAGUUUCUUCUUUGAAUUUUACAUUGGAAAAUGUGAAUAUGGCAUUAAAUAUUAUUUAAGAGAGCCAUUCAAAUUAUAAAUCAUUUCUCCUACCUUUUUAGAUAUUUAAUAAACAAUAGAUAACUAUAAUCAGACUAAUUUUGAGGUCGACAUCCCUGCUUAUUCUUUGCCAUCUAAUCAAACUUUUAGUUUUAAUUUGUAAUUAAGUUUGAUAUCAGAUAGUUAAAUCUAAAAUACACAGACUGUGUCAGUAGAUGUGCUAAUUACUUAGUUAUUUGUUAUGCUUUAAGGAGGGCGUAAUCAAAUUAUAAGCUAUCAAAAAUUGUAUUCUUUGAAUUCGAUAUAUAGAGAUUAUGAAAUCCAAGAUAGUAAUGCUGAUUAGAAGAUUAAUUUUAACUGGAUUUGUGAAAACCUCUUAACUCCUGAUAAGAAAUGUUAUGAUUAUAAUAAUAAAUUAAUUACUUUUGAACAAGGCAAAAGUAGUAUAAGUAUUCCAAAAAAAACAUUUAAGCCUUACACAAUUAUUUAAUUUACCCUUUAAAUUUCUAAAGACUUAAGAAAUUCUACUGAAUAUGCAAUUUGUUAUUUUUCAGAAUUUGAUAUUCCACCACUUUUAGUAAAAACUCCAAUUUAUUAGAUGAACUAGUAAUUUAAUCUAAAUGAAGAUUUGUUUUUUACUUUAGUUUACGAUAGUAGUGUUUCUACAAAUAUACUGUCAUAUGCAGGAGCUAUUCUUUAUAAUAAUACAGUAGUUGCUGCUAUAAAAUUUGAUUACUAUCAAGUAAAAUUUAGAAUAUGGAAUUACUUUUAAGACAUUGAUCCCACUUUAAACUCUAUUUAAAUACGUUUUUCAGUUUACAAUCCUUCCUAUGUAAUGCCCAGUAUUUCAACAAUAGAUCUAUUAAUAAACAUACCUCCUAAAAACUGUGUGUUAACUAUUGAUCCUCAAUAUGGCAUUGCUCUCUAAACUAAAUUUUUGAUUCAAUUUACUAAUUGCUAAGAUACAGAUCUCCCUUUAACAUAUCAAUAUUUUUAUUAUAAUUCAGUAGAUGAUUAUAACUAAGAAAUUGUCUCACCUUGGAAUAUAGUCCGAAGAUAACUGAGUGAUUAAGUUGUAAGUUAACAAUUCUAAACUAUUUUACCUCAAGGUAAUUUAUUGGUUUUGAGUUAAGUUAUGGAUUCUAGAUUAGGUGUUUCUAAUAGUACAUUAAGCAUUAAUGUUUACUCAUAAAAUUUAACUGACUCAAACUAUCAUUAAUAAGUUAAUCAACUAAUUUAAUAAAAUUUGCAAAAUUAUUUAACAACUACUAACUUAGUAUCAAACUUGUGCGUAAUUGGAGAAGACGUGACAAAGAACAUUUAAUAUUAUAAUUCUUAAUAAAUAAAUGAUUUAAAAUAAAAUCUAAUUACUAACUUAUAAUUAUUUUCUUAGUAAAUACCAAAAUCAUCAUUAAUUGCUACUUACGCUAAUAAAGUAAUUGCACAAUUGUAAUAUUCUAUCUUUCAAUAACCAGAUUUAUAAAAAAGUAGUGUUUACAAUUAUAUCUAAUAGACUAUACAAAAAACACAAGCAAACAAACAAAGUAAUAAUAUUAAUAAAUUGUAAUAGAAUAAUGACUUAUACACACAGAAUUUAAUUGACUCUUUUAGAAUAUUAAAUUCUACAGUAACUCUAAAUACAAAUAAUAAAUUUGAUGAUUUGAUGUAAUACAAUAAUAUAUCAAAUGAAAUUGCUAGCCUUAUAUCUAAUAACAUGAUUCCAAAUGAAGGAAACCUUGAAAUUUAAGGAAAUUUAUCAAAUAUUUUAUCAGAUUCAAUCACAGAAAAAAAUUUAAAAUAGUAUGUUUUGCCAAACGAUGACUCACAAUUUUCCUUAAAUUCUACAAAUACAUAUGUAAUAGCAAGAAAUAAUUAUUAAUAAAAUAUUUAUGAGAGCACCUCUAGCUUUUAAGCAUAUGUGAAUAUUUUGAAUAAAUAAAAUGGUAAUAAAGGCUAUUCUAAGAAUAAAUUGAUAGUAACAUCUAUAAACAAUACUUAGGCAAAUGGACCUAUUUCGAAUUCUACUAUUAUUUACUAAUUUAAAAAUGUAAAUGUAAGUAAUAAUAGCAAUAUGACAUGCUUAUAAUAAGCUGAUACAAUAUGGACUAACUUAAACUGUGGUGUUUUGAAUUAGGAUAGUAAGGAUUAUGCUUGUUUUUGCAAAAAGUAAUCACCAACAACUAUAAUUGAUAAUAUUGAGGCUGUAUUUACUUAAAAUGAAAAUUUGAAAACUGCUUUUGGAGAACAAGGUGCAAAAAAUAUUGCAAGAUUUAGUGAUUUUUAUUAGUAUGUAUGCGUUUGGGCUUUAUUUGCAUUUACAAUAGGCUAAAUUGUAUUGUUCUUAGUUGGAAGAUAGUUAGAUUUAAAAACUAUUUCAAAAAUGGAUUAAAAAAAUAGUCAAAAUUAGAUAAAUAAUAUAUUGGUACAAAAAAAUUUAUAAUAAGAAUUACUUCAAGAUAAAAUAUAAAAUCUGGAAAAGUAAAUAAAUUAAUAUUCAUAAUUACAAUAAGGUAAAGAGACAAAAAGCAAAAAAAUCAAAAUUUAAAAAAUAUAUCCCUAGAGUAACUCAAAUAGUUUGAAAAUUAUAAAAUAGGUCUCUCCAUCCUAAAUUUUUGAUUUAUAAUUAAGUAAUUAUAAAGAAGACGAUUUUAACUUGUAAUAACCACAUAACCAAGAUUAAUUAAUCUCAAAUAGAAAAUCAAAUACUAAAUAAUAGGAAAACAACUAAGCAAUUAGUCCUGAUUUAAAAUAACCUAAUAAUUCAGAUAUUUUAAAAGAAUUAUUUUAAGAAAAUAUAUCUCCAUAUUAAGUAUAAUACACUUAAAAAAGCAAUGAUUAAGAAAAUGACUUUAAAACUGAAACUUAAGAGUUAGUGAUAGAAAGCUUAUAGAAUAUAAAAUAAUAAACUAAUAAUAAAAUUCUCAAUUUCUACAAAAGUAACAAGUUACUUUAAUUUGAAAAAAAAUAAUAAAUUUAAUAAUAAUAAUAAUAACAAUAAUAAUCAAGUUCCUUAUCGUUUAAAUCUGAAAAAAGUAAAUCUGAAUAUUCAACUAAACAAGAAACUGCAUGCUAAAUAACUGAACCUUCUCAAUUGGAUCUAAAUAUAAGCGAAAGCGAAAAGAAUUAUCUAUAAUUAAAUUUUGUGAGAAAAGUAAUAAUAUUUCAUCAAUUAAUAGGUAUCUUUUAUACUUAUGACCCUAUUAUAUCUAGAUCAGUAAGAUUCAGUCUAUUUUAUUUAAAAAUAGUGCAUCAAAUAGCUAUUUCUCUAGUCUUUUAUUAGUUUAGUUUAAUUGAUUAGAAAAUAGUAAUAGCAAUAGUCAAUGCUGUUCUUAUUGAAAUAUUUUCGUUUGUUAUACAGUUCAGCUACUAAAUAGGUAAAAUAGGAAAAUAUUUUUCUACAAUUUUUUCCAUUCUUGUUUUGCUAUUAUAUUUUUAUGUCAUAUUGGCAAUAUCAAGUGGUUAGACUGCUGAAGAUUCAAAUAUUUCCUUUUUGUUAUUUUUAAUGACCAUUGGCCUAAACUUGACUUUAGUUUAAGUGAGUCUAUCAUUAUUUUUGAUAUAUAUUUCAUUUAAACAUAUAAAUAAUCAGAAAAACAUUAUAAUUAUUAAAAUAUUUAAUCUUUUUUCUAUUGAAUAAAUUAUAAAAAAUUUAGAUUUUUGA